CGCUGGCGGGCGGCGGCCAUGGCGUACCUCCCUCCCCACAAGCGCCAACCCAGCACCACAGCCUCCACGCCCAUCCCCGCACCCAACCCGCCACCUCCGUCCCUCUCCUCCUCCCUCCGCUCCCUCUCCCUCUCCUCCCCGCGCGGCCGCGGCCGCGGCCGCGGCGCAGUCGGACGCCACCCGCUCGCUUCUACAAAGAUUUUCCGCGCUGCCGGCUGCAUCUCACGUUGGUUCCCUCUACCUCCCUUCUCCCCUGCCGGCGACGGCGAGGAGUACAUCCUACGCCUCGAGCCCUUCCCUUGUCCCCCCAUCGAGCACAGGACCGGUGCCAAACCCCUUGCCCUUGUCGUCGCCUCCACCCCAGGACAAGGCUCUUCCGGCUCCACUGCGGCGGCAGUCACCUCCAUCGCCGAGCAGUUUCUUCCCGAUCUCCUUGCCGCCGCGGAGAGGGUCAAGGCAGAAGGCGCGCCUAAGGAUGAGUUGGUGAAACUGAGUCUCGUUGCAAGACUGGGAACGGUGCUCUUCGAGUGCCAGCCAAUUCGACGAUUCAUCGUGAAUUAUGUAUUCAGCGGUGGAUCGCCCGUUUCACUGGACGAACUCCGUCAGGCCGCUAAAGCAGGGGAAGAUGGUUCCAGGAGCCAGUUGCGUAAAACGUUCUACACCAGUUUGUCUAGUGAGUGUCUGGAUGAUAUGGAGCGAACCAUGGUAAAGAGGAUUGGGCUGGAUUUUGAUUCGUCCAAGAAGCACUAUCAUGUGAAGGUUUCUGACAAGAAUCGAAGUGAUUCUACAAUAUCUUGCAAAUGCACCGUGGAGGAAGAUGGGAGUCUUGCUAUCCAUAAGGUUGAAUUGAAUCAGGUACGGCACUUGGUGGAAGACAUAUCCUGUCUUUUCAAAGGUCUUGAUCUAAGGUUGAUGUUGAGUAAGAAAAGGAUCCUGAAAAACCUAGAUUCUGAAGUGGAAAAUGCAGUAAAGAGCUUGGUGUCUACUGCUAUUAUUGAUCCUAAUGUGAAAGGGGGAGUUAGAUGGCCACUUGGAAAGGAAUCAAUUGGCGAGAGGUUCAGCAUAGUUGGGGUGUGGCACACGGACUACAAAGCUUUCAGAAACGAGACCAUGAGGCUCAAGCUAAGGCAUGCUGACAGAUUCGAUCACCGUACCUCGACUGGGGGAGUUUCUGAUGAAGUUACAUUCAAACUAACUGCUAUAUCUUGCAAACUGGAGGAAGAUGAUCUGGCGGAGAGCGCUGUGAAAGAGAUGCUGGAGUCUGCGGUCCAAAUGCUAUGGGACAAUGCGCUCAACUACCGGGUCGUGCCUUGAGCUCCGGUUAUGCAGACAAUAGUUCUUCCUUGAAGAUGCAAAGCGACAUGAUUUCUUUGAGCCCCUCCUGUCCUGUACUAGUACUGAACAAGAGAACUCCUAAACACAACUGACGCUGGGGCUGCCCACGCACGCCAUCAAAAAAAUAAAAAUAAAGUAGCGUUGGGUUAGCUUGGCUGGUUCCCGGUCAUUCGGUCCAACGUAGUUCGGUUGUCGA
Messenger RNA from Zea mays, 1531 nucleotides. RefSeq lists its product as uncharacterized. The transcript has 6 exons. NCBI's taxonomy places the organism in Eukaryota, Viridiplantae, Streptophyta, Magnoliopsida, Poales, Poaceae. The record is from RefSeq and is a predicted model, not a curated record. Bases 19 to 1314 code for a protein of 431 amino acids.